AGGAGGGGCGCUCGGCCCCGGAGAGUGCAGCAGACGGGGCUGGUCCCGAGGCGGCUGCGGCCCCGGGGAAUGGGCGGGUCGAGGGUGUCCAGGGAGUAGGGUCGGGUCGGAGUGCAUUGACCACCGGGCCCAGAGGGUCCGAGCCGGGAGCGGAGCCUGCACCCUCCACCACCCGCCCUUCGGGAAAUUUCAGAACUGAGCCCAGAGGCAGGUGCACCGGGGGAAUGUGUCUGAGGCUUGCUUGGCAGAAGAGAAACUGAGUCACUAGCUCAGGAGCCGCAGGGUCAGCGGGCCUGAAGGGGGCCGGGUCUGCCAGUGGUGCAGAGGGUUGGGCGGGCCUGUGUGAGCCGAGGUGGCCACUGCCUGGAGAUCGCUCUCCCUGCUGCGUCUGCACCUCUUGGCUCGGUUCCCCUGUGCUCCAUGACUCUUGCGUCUCCUGGCUUCUCGUUGGUUUGGAAUUGUCCCUGUGGUUGGAGCCAUCUGAAUGUGUAGGAUCUAGGCCAAGGAGGAAGGGGAGGGGUCGCUGGUUGUGGGUCUGAGCAGGAGUCUGAGGUUUGGGGAGACUUUCCUGAGCUGUCCUCCCCGCAGCCCUGGUGCCAGUCAUCAUCCAACGUAAUAUGGGGGAGGAACACUAACAAAGAGCCAUGGGUUAUAAAUGCCAGGCCCAGCUCUGCCACUUGCUAGUUGUAAGAGCUUGGGAAGCCUCUUCCUUUCUCUGAUUUCUCUCUUGGAAAAAUUGGAACCCAUAAAGAUAGUAAUAAUGGGGCAGGCAUUUAUGGUGUGCUUGCUUUCUGCCAAGCCCUGACAGGUUCCGUUUGAUUCUCCCCGCGAGUCUAGGAGUUAGGGAUCAUGAGCUCUGUUUUAUAGAUACACGCCCGCAGUUCCGAGAGGACAUAGGAUCUGUUCAAGAUCACGCAGCUAAUAGGUGGCCGAGCUGGGAUUUCACCCCAGGUCCAACUCCACGUCCCACAGCCUUAACCACCAGGCUCACCAGCCUUUAGGGCACCCUCCCCAGUGAAAGAAGAGGAAGUGAGAAACCCUAGGGCCCCAGCUCCCUGUUAUGUUUUAUUUACUUUGUGGCCAAGAAAGACUUGCCCUGACCCAACCCACAGUCUUCCCCCGCCUGGUGCUGCCUGGUGCUGCUGCUUCUGGGCCCCAGGCUGAAGGCACAAAGAACUGGGCUGUGGCCAUUCCAAGCCUCUGUCACACCGUGCUGGGGUGCUGGGCCCUGGGGUCCGCUUUCAGGACAGUUCUGGUUUCAGUCCAUCAUCCAUUCCGCCUCUUGACUGAGCAGACUCCCUCCCCAGAGCUGGACCUCAGGACGCGCGAGGCAGGGUCUCUAAGCGCUGCAGACCUAGCUCCCUGAGAGCUGGGGCAGGGAGGGGCUGUGACAGGCUGGUCCAGCCAGUCCCUGGGGACGAGGACUAUGCAGUGGGCAAAACCGUAGACUUGGAGUUCUGAGACUUCUCUGAGCUUCGGUUUCCUCACCUAUUAUCAAGGUUACUAAAGCCUGUUGCAGGGAAAGCUGCUGUCGCUCACCCCGUGUCUUCUGGCCGCUUCCCUCUUUGCUGCCCCUCCCCACAGGCUCCCCCUCUCCACCUCCUGGGGACCAUCAUGAAUGGUGCCCCUUCCCCGGAGGACGGGGCCUCCCCCUCCCCUCCCCCUUUGCCACCACCCCCUCCCCCGAGUUGGCGGGAGUUCUGUGAGUCCCACGCCCGGGCUGCCGCCCUGGAUUUUGCCCGCCGUUUUCGCCUCUACCUGGCCUCCCACCCCCAGUAUGCAGGGCCCGGGGCUGAGGCUGCCUUCUCCCGCCGUUUUGCUGAGCUCUUCCUGCAGCAUUUUGAAGCUGAGGUGGCCCGGGCCUCCGGCUCCCUCUCACCACCCAUCCUGGCUCCCCUGAGUCCCGGUGUGGAGAUCCCGCCACACGACCUGUCCCUUGAGAGCUGCAGGGUGGGUGGGCCCCUGGCUGUGCUGGGCCCUUCUCGAUCAUCUGAGGACCUGGCCGGCCCCCUCCCUUCCUCAGUCUCUUCCUCUUCUACGACCUCCUCGAAGCCGAAGCUAAAGAAACGCUUCUCUCUCCGCUCCGUGGGUCGCUCGGUCCGCGGUUCAGUCCGCGGCAUCCUGCAGUGGCGGGGGACCGUUGACCCACCCUCCCCGGCUGGGCCCCUCGAGACCUCAUCGGGCCCCCCAGUCCUGGGUGGAAACAGCAACUCCAACUCCUCUGGCGGGGCUGGGACCAUUGGCAGGGGACUGGUUAGUGAUGGAACAUCCCCCGGGGACAGAUGGACUCACCGAUUUGAGAGGCUGAGACUCAGUCGGGGCGGGGGGGCCUUGAAGGAUGGAGCAGGGAUGGUGCAGAGGGAAGAGCUGCUGAGUUUCAUGGGGGCCGAAGAGGCAGCCCCGGACCCAGCCGGAGUGGGCCGGGGAGGAGGGGCAGCUGGGCCUACCUCAGGGGGAGGAGGGCAGCCUCAGUGGCAGAAGUGUCGCUUACUGCUUCGAAGUGAAGGAGAAGGAGGAGGAGGAAGCCGUCUGGAGUUCUUUGUACCGCCCAAGGCGUCUCGGCCUCGACUCAGCAUUCCCUGCUCUACCAUCACGGACGUGCGGACAACCACAGCCCUGGAGAUGCCUGACCGGGAGAACACGUUUGUGGUUAAGGUGGAAGGCCCCUCCGAGUACAUCCUGGAGACAGUUGAUGCUCUACAUGUGAAGGCCUGGGUGUCUGACAUCCAAGAAUGCCUGAGCCCGGGACCCUGCCCCGCUACCAGUCCCCGCCCCAUGACACUCCCCCUGGCCCCUGGGACCUCAUUCCUUACGAGGGAGAAUACAGACAGCCUGGAGCUGCCCUGCCUCAAUCACUCAGAGAGCCUGCCCAGCCAGGAUCUGCUGCUGGGACCCAGCGAGAGCAAUGACCGCCUGUCGCAGGGGGCUUACGGGGGCCUCUCAGACCGCCCCUCGGCGUCCAUCUCCCCCAGCUCCGCCUCCAUCGCCGCCUCCCAUUUUGACUCCAUGGAACUGCUUCCCCCAGAGUUGCCCCCCCGUAUCCCCAUCGAAGAGGGACCCCCAGCAGGCACAGCCCAUCCCCUCUCAGCUCCCUACCCACCCCUGGACACUCCGGAGACGGCCACAGGUACCAGAGGAUCAUUCCUGUUCCAGGGGGAGUCAGAGGGAGGUGAAGGGGACCAGCCCCUCUCAGGGUAUCCUUGGUUCCACGGGAUGCUCUCUCGACUCAAGGCCGCCCAGCUAGUGCUGGCCGGAGGCACCGGCUCCCAUGGCGUCUUCCUGGUACGUCAGAGUGAGACGAGACGGGGUGAAUACGUCCUCACUUUCAACUUCCAGGGCAAGGCCAAGCACCUGCGCCUGUCGCUGAACGAGGAGGGUCAGUGCCGGGUCCAGCACUUGUGGUUCCAGUCCAUUUUCGAUAUGCUCGAGCAUUUCCGAGUGCACCCCAUCCCUCUGGAGUCUGGAGGCUCCAGUGACGUUGUUCUUGUCAGCUAUGUCGUGUCCUCCCAGCGACAGCAGGAACCGAACACCUCCCAUGACCCACCCCAGCCCCCUGAACCCCCUUCAUGGACAGAUCCCCCACAUCCUGGGGCAGAAGAGGCGUCGGGGGCGCCAGAAGUGGCGGCAGCAGCAGCCGCAGCAGCCAAAGAGAGGCAAGAGAAAGAGAAAGCGGGCAGUGGAGGGGUCCAGGAAGAGCUGGUCCCCGUGGUUGAGCUGGUCCCCGUGGUUGAAUUGGAAGAGGCCGUAGCGCCAGGCACGGAGACCCCGGGAGGCGCUGGAUCUGGUGGGGACCCCGGGGCCACCCCAAUGGUGCAGCUGCAGCAGUUACCACUAGGGGGCGAUGGAGAAGAAGGGGGCCAUCCCAGAGCCAUUAAUAACCAGUACUCCUUCGUGUGAGACACCCUACCCCGCUCUUUCUCCACUCUUCUUGCUCCCCAGCCCUUAGUUCAUGAGAUUGGGGCUGGGCAGGGAUGUAGAGGAGCGGUAGGAAUCCCCUCCCCACGUGCUUCCUGACCCUUGACGGCCAAGGGCAUAUAUGUUGGUACAAGAAGAGGUUCAAGAGCCCUGUUAACUUCCCCGGUUCGUACACUACAGGUGCCCCAUCCCCUGGGCAGGGGAUUUGGGCUCCAUUACCUCCCUGAGGGGCUCUUAUGGUCAGCCCCACCCCUGGGGGCCUUUUCCCCAUUAACCACCCCCCCAGCCCGAGGAAGGGUGAGGGGGAAGGGCUGUCCGUUAUAUUAAGGUGGUUGUUGUUGUUGUUUUAAACAAAAUGGAGAAGCAUAAAUAAAUAAAAGGGUUUAUCUCAGUUCCGU
This is a messenger RNA of Lynx canadensis (Canada lynx), 4313 nucleotides long. It is a transcript of the gene SH2B1, whose product is annotated as SH2B adaptor protein 1. Gene Ontology annotation, biological process: intracellular signal transduction. The transcript has 9 exons. NCBI's taxonomy places the organism in Eukaryota, Metazoa, Chordata, Mammalia, Carnivora, Felidae. Gene Ontology annotation, cellular component: plasma membrane. Gene Ontology annotation, molecular function: transmembrane receptor protein tyrosine kinase adaptor activity. The record is from RefSeq and is a predicted model, not a curated record. The coding region runs from base 1615 to 3897 and encodes 760 amino acids.